Messenger RNA from Podospora bellae-mahoneyi, 1535 nucleotides. RefSeq lists its product as uncharacterized. The coding region runs from base 414 to 1535 and encodes 373 amino acids. The record is from RefSeq and is a predicted model, not a curated record. NCBI's taxonomy places the organism in Eukaryota, Fungi, Ascomycota, Sordariomycetes, Sordariales, Podosporaceae. The transcript is spliced from 3 exons.
CGCCCACACCAUCAAGAUCCAUAAGGCGACCGUGGUGCCGUGGUGUGAUUCAGGCAAAUAGGCUGGGUUCUCGGGGCACCUUCAGAGGCAGCCCCAAGUUCUUCUUCGGGGCUGGAUCCGGUCAAUCAAUGCAAUAUUGUCGGGGGCGGUGCUGCGAGUUUGUGCCACAACCGCAGCCUUGCGGCUGGUGAUUUGCUACUUGUAAUUCCAUGGACCCUUUGUGCUUUUACUCAGUCAUGCUGGGUUAAAUCCAGACUCGUCUCACCUCAUCAUCCAGAGCAGUCGUCACUGACACCAUCACACGCGCCCUCCUUGAGUGUACCAAUUUCGCCCACAUUAUUUCUCAUAUCGGGGCUCUCGCUUGUUGUUUAGCAAACAGUGUGCAGAGUGAGGCGUGUUUACCCCGAUCAGCCAUGGCUCCAAAACCAGAUGAAGCCGACUUGACGGUCGGCAUUGACUUUGGCAUGACAUGCACAGGCGUGGCUGUCGCCAAAAAGCACCAAGAAAGCCCCCGCAUGAUCCAACAAUGGCCACUACCAGACCAAAAGUCCGGGACACACAACAAAGUACCGUCAACUCUGCUCUACGACCAUAAGCAUGAUGUACCAACAGCAUGGGGCUUCACCUGCAACAACCACGAAAAGACUGUGGAGUGGUUCAAGCGAUAUCUUGAUGAGAAGUAUCUCAAGAUCAUGAUCCGACGAGCCCGAGAAAAUGGCGAGGAGCCCGAGUUCGAAACCAUUGAACAAGUCCGGAAGUAUUACCGAGAUUACAUGGAGCGCCUCUACAAACACAUCAGCAGAAACCUCCAAAAGAACGAGGAGUGGAGGCACAAGAAGGUCGAGUUUGUCUUCAGUCUUCCGGCCACCUUUCAGUCCCUCGAAAUCAGCGAUGCUCUCAUGAAAGAAAUCAAAAAGGCCGGCUUCGGAACUGGAGGAAAGAAUCACAGCGUCUCAUGGGGUUUGUCAGAACCUCAGGCCGCGGCAGUAUACACCGCCAAGGACGGGGACAUCACCCUUCGGACUGGGGACGUCAUCUUGACCUGUGAUGCUGGCGGUGGUACCACUGAUUUUGCCUUGCUUGAGCAGUGCGGCACUGCCGAGAUUGCCGAGCUUAGAGAGCGCGCCAUUGUGCAGGGUAUCAACAUUGGCUCAACGAACAUCGAUUUAGCGUUCGCAAAGAUGGUCCAUGGCCGGUUGGCGCUGGCAAGGGCAGACACCAAUGCUGGCCGCUCUCACCUUGUCUUUCACAAGAAUGCUGAGGACACAAUGAUGCAUAGCGAAGAGUUUCAGACAUGGAAACAUGAAUUUGGCAACUUUUCAGAAGCUCAAUUUCGAACGCCGAGAAUAACAGUGCCCAUCAGAUCAGGGGGGACCUCAAGCACCUCGGCGAGGAUCACAGAUGGCAAGAUGAACUUCUCCUAUUCCGACUUCCAAGGUCUGUUUGAUCCUGAAGUGGAGGGCAUCAUCAACGCCAUACGUCAGAUGUUGGAGCAUGGUGCCAAGGCUGGUGUCCCACGCCCUGUGAGUCCCUGA